AUCAUUGACGCUAGCUAGCUGCGUGAUCUCCAUGACUACCACCACAGUACAAGCCAACCAACGAAAACAGCUGAGAGAAAUAUUUGGCCGAUUCGAUAUGGAUUCAGAUGGCAGCCUUACCCUCCUCGAGUUUGCAGCGCUUCUACGGUCUCUUGGGAUCAAACCAACUGGGGAUCAAAUUCAUGUCUUGUUGGGUAAAAUGGAUUCUAAUGGAAAUGGGUCAGUGGAAUUUGAAGAAUUGGUUGCCAUAUUAUCCCCUGAUGAUGAUCAAAUGGAGAAGCAAGAGGAGAUAUUAAUCAAUCAGGAGCAACUAUUGGAGGUAUUUCGAUCUUUUGAUCGUGAUGGCAAUGGAUAUAUAACUCCCGCAGAACUCGCCGGUUCAAUGGCUAAGAUGGGUCACCCUUUAACUUAUCCAGAGCUUACAGAGAUGAUGCGUGAAGCUGAUAGUAAUGGUGAUGGUGCCAUUAGCUUCAAUGAAUUUACCACUUUAAUGGCGAAAUCCGCCACUGAUUUCCUCGGCUUCACCCUCUAAUUU
Telopea speciosissima is the source of this 535-nucleotide messenger RNA. Its product is annotated as probable calcium-binding protein CML16. NCBI's taxonomy places the organism in Eukaryota, Viridiplantae, Streptophyta, Magnoliopsida, Proteales, Proteaceae. The record is from RefSeq and is a predicted model, not a curated record. The coding region runs from base 32 to 532 and encodes 166 amino acids. Gene Ontology annotation, molecular function: calcium ion binding; enzyme regulator activity. The transcript has a single exon.